AUGGCUCAGAAUGGAGCAGUUCCGGAAUUGCCAGAGUCGGCGUCAAAACCUCCUGAGGGGAUUGUUCUUCCGCCAAAAGAUAUUCGAGCGAUCAUCGAAAAGACGGCCGGUUAUGUGGCACGAAACGGGCCCGUUUUCGAAGACCGCAUCCGCGACAAGGAACAGUCUAAUCCCAAAUUUUCCUUUCUUGCACCCAACGACGCCUACGCACCCUUCUAUCAAUGGCGCUUGUCCGAGGUACGAGCAGGGCGAGGAACGGCAGUAUCGGCAGGAAGAGCUGGAGACGCCACACCUGUGCCCGAAAAGCCCAAAGGGCCCGAACCGCCCCCAGAGUUCCAGUUCAGUGCGCGGAUGCCGAAUAUCAGCGCCCAGGAUCUUGAAGUGGUCAAGUUGACUGCUCUGCACGUGGCGCGCAAAGGCAAGGGCUGGAUGACGGCCCUAUCCCAGCGAGAAGCGAGGAACUUCCAGUUUGACUUUCUCCGACCACAACAUUCGCUGUACAACUUCUUUCAACGGCUGGUUGAUCAAUACACAAUACUCCUGCAGACGGGACCAGAAGGCCAGAAGGCCGAGCAGGCGCGCAUCCAGGUGCUCCAGGCCAACCUCCAAGACCGGUUCCGGGCUCUCAACCUCGCAAAGAAGCGCGCAGAGUACGUCAAGUGGCAGGAGACCCAGAAGCAAAAGAAGGAAGAGGAAGAAGAGGCGGAACGCUUGGCAUAUGCUCAGAUUGACUGGCACGACUUCGUGGUCGUGGAGACGGUCUUGUUCACUGAGGCCGAUGAACAGGCCGAACUGCCUCCUCCCACCACGCUGAACGACCUCCAAAGCGCCAGUCUGGAGCAGAAAGCAAUGAUGAGUCUCUCUCGGCCUGACAUGCGUAUCGAAGAAGCCAUGCCUACGGACGACAUGAAUGGCUACGCCUCCUAUCCACCAGCAGCAGGUGACUACAACAAUGAACAAUAUGCACAAGCACAACCUCAAUCUCAACCGCAUCCACAAAGCAAUGGCUGGGCUCCUGAACCACCCAUGCCCGCCCCUUACGCACCUUCUCCAGCACCAAACGCAGCUAUGCCAGUUCCUUCUCCUCAACAACCCCAGCAACAGCCCCCUCCACAAUCAACGCCAUCCCCAGCUCAUGCCCCUAUUCCCGCUCAGGCACAGGCUCAAAUUCCCGGCCAGCCUCCCAUGCGGAUCAAAUCAGACUAUGUCCCUCGCGCCCAACAACGCGCCGCCCGUGCUGCCACGGCCUUAUGUCCCAACUGUGGCCAACAGAUCCCCGUGGCCGAGCUGGACGCGCACUUGCGGAUCGAACUGCUCGACCCGCGCUGGAAGGAGCAGCAGGCCAAAGCCACUUCACGAUUCUCCACCACCAACCUGGGCGGCACCGACGUCGCUGCGAACCUGAAGCGGCUGCGGGCUAGAACUGACGGGACCGGCGCCUCGGCAGACCCAGUAGCCGAGGCGGCUGCGCGGGUUCUGGGAGAGCAAGAAGAAGAAGAAAGGCGGAAAAGAAUGCGUUAUGACGGUGGUGCAGCGGGAGCUCCGCCGGCGGAUGGGGCAGCGAAUCCUGCCAUGUAUCCUCCUGGUGCGGCGGGCAUUCCGCCAGGACAGCAACCCCCGAAUGUACAAGAGCAGAUUCGACAGAUUCACAAUAAGUACAGGUCGUGA
Exophiala dermatitidis NIH/UT8656 is the source of this 1668-nucleotide messenger RNA. RefSeq lists its product as uncharacterized. Gene Ontology annotation, molecular function: RNA binding. The record is from RefSeq and is a predicted model, not a curated record. Lineage: Eukaryota; Fungi; Ascomycota; Eurotiomycetes; Chaetothyriales; Herpotrichiellaceae. Gene Ontology annotation, cellular component: U2-type prespliceosome; catalytic step 2 spliceosome; U2 snRNP. Bases 1 to 1668 code for a protein of 555 amino acids. The transcript has a single exon. Gene Ontology annotation, biological process: regulation of alternative mRNA splicing, via spliceosome; mRNA cis splicing, via spliceosome.